UGAUCUACAAGGUUGUGCCUGUUUCAUGUCCAGUUUUUAUAUUUGAACUCUUGUUCUGUGAAAUGAUUCUUAAAGAAAAAAUGAAGUUCACCAUUUUAUUUCAAUCCUGCCUCGUUUUAUUCUUUCUGAUACAAGUAAUGUAUGCGUGUGGGCCAGCAGAGGAAGGCAAGCCAUAUACACUGACUCAUGUCAUGACUAAAGCUCCGAGUGACACAACAAUGCUUAUGUGGACAAAAGAUGACAAUCUGAUCGCUGAAUGUGCUCUGGUUUCUGGUGACUGUACAACAAAUGACAUCAACUGGCUGACUGCAAACGUUAAUACGAAUGGGGAAAUGUGGCAAUUCUCUAUAAACAUUAUGAGUGUUUCAAGGGAAAUACUGAAAAAUACCAAAGGACUUUGGAAGUUACAAACACACACUUCAAGUCCUAAUGUAGAGGUAUUUUAUGAAUGCAAUCUUCAAGUGUAUGCAAAGCCAACAGAAACGAAGUGUACAAAGACUUGGUCCAAAGAUGGUCUAACCGUGUCCUGUUAUGGGAAACAAGUUUACCCCGAGGCUAUGAUGGCUGUAUUUAGAGAAUCAAUUGACACACAGACCGUGUUAUGCAAUAACACACAUAGCAAUCUGGAGCCUCUUUAUUAUGAAACAGAAUGUUGGAAAACAUUAAAGAAGCAUGAUUUGCUUUUUGAAAGAGAUGAUUAUAUUUUUUGCCUUUACCCUAGUUUGAUAGGACAUCCCAAUUUCACGCAGACUGGCACAAAUAUUUCUUUGUCUUUACUUAAAGAAUAUUCAUCAGUAUCGGUUCAAGACUGCAACAAAAGUAAUGGAUUUAUCAACUGUAGUUGUGAAAGGCUAGACAGUGAUGAAAGUAAAUCAGGUUUUAAUUGGAUCGCAGAUGGCGUUGAUGUUAAAAGCAAAACACAAUACUACGUAACAAUCGUAAAUGGCACCGCGGUUAACGAUAUAACAUGUACACCUAUUGUUACUGGCAAAAAUCAAAAAGAAGAUACUGAAUGUACAGAUACAGGCAACAUUACUGUGAUAGUACUUGCAGUUCUUUUUGCAAUAUCAGGGCUAAUAAAUGUUGUAUUAUGCUACACGUUCAUUAAAAAAUACUUUCCAUUGUUAAAACUAACUAAAGUAAAUCUAUCAUCGGCAAGAACUUACAGUAAAGGCAUUGAGUUUACGGAAGAUGAAGAAUCUCGGAAAUUAUUUGAGAGCAAAACAGAAGAGUCCACAAGAAAUACAGGGACAAUCGAGGACAUUUCUGCUCCAAUUUCUGCUUCAAAGUCUGACGCUAACAAUCAUAAACGUUCAAUAUUGCUGGUUGGAACAAAGGAGAGUAACAAAGAGCUGUACAAGAGAACACUACUGCAGAAAUCAUAUGCUAUUGAAAAACAAAAAUCGGCCAAAAAGAAAAUAUGGAAAGUUUUGGAUAAGGAAACAAAUGAAGAAAUACACGAAACAAGCCAAGACGAAAUAAAAUUACCAGAUAAAAACAUCUUACACUUGCACUAUUUUGAACGUUGUAAUAUAGUGUUUAAACUAAUUGAUGGGCCCGUGUAUGAUGACCAAGACGUUGAUAAGUUUAUAGAAGAAAUGAAAUCAUGUCUUGUUCUUUGUCGUGAGGGCUACAAUACUGUUGUUGUGGUAUAUACAUCAGACACAAAAAAGGACGCUCGAUCUUUAGUGUUUAUGUUACACGAAGACUUGGGUAUUGAUUUGAAUAAUGUAAUUGUUGUAAAAUCUAUUGAUGCAAAAUAUAAAAAAUAUGUUGCCCCAAAAGAAAUUAAUAUUCAUGCCACAAUAAUAAAAGAAGACGAAACAAAAUGUGAAAAUACUGAUGCUACACAACUUAGAGAUAUUUCAGAAAGUACUUUAAAUCCGAAAAAACAAGAAGAUAUUACACAAACAAAAGAGGAUGUAUCAUUUAAAAAGUGGUUCGGAAAAAGAUAUAUUCAGUUUAAUAUCUUACCCGCUUACGUUGAUAACACAAACUUUUUUUCUUUGGUGUGUGAAAUGGGUAAAGCAAUAUCAGUGCCAUUUUUUAUAGAUAAUCCCAAAUCAUUCGUAGCAAACAACAUGUUGGAAAAUGUAUAAAGAAAAUUAUCUCUCCUAAUGGAAAAGAUUUCGAAUAGAACAAAUAAAUAUACAAAAGAAACAGAGCAAAUGUUAAUCCUAUUACAAGGUACAUGGCAAAAUUAUCUAGAUGGGAAGAAUGAGAAAACACAGCAUGAAGAAGAGAACGCGACACAGAGACGUCAAAUGUAUGAAGAUGUUACAUACUUGAUGAAAUGCUUACAGACUGUUUAUUUCGGGCCUCAAAAAGUAGAAAGAAAUGAAGUGAUUUUACUUCCUCACGUUAUGAAUUAUUUCCACAUUUUUAAUGACUGGUAUGUGGAGAGAUUAAUCAGAAAUAAGGACUCAUUUCUUGAUACCAAUUUAAAAAUGAAACUUUCAAUGAGAAGGGACAAAAAUCAUCUCUUGACUAAACAAAUUAAAAAGUAAUUUAGGCUAGACACUUUUAAUAUUAAGAUAUUUUUUUUAAAUAGUGUCUCUCUGUGUAUAUAUGCAGUUGAGUAUGAUUUGACCUUGUAGCAUUUUUCCUUAGUAGGCUUACUACAUCAAAUAAUCAUGCACCCAUUUUAUUACUGAAAAAAAAAAAAAAACCUGACUAUACAAUACACACGUUCCCAUGCCCCCACCUCCAUCACAAACUUUUAACAUGUCCAGGUGUUAUGUAACUGUCGUUUUAUUUAUCUUGGUGUGUUUUUUAAUGUGUACUUUAAACGCAGUUUUUCGUGGUUUAGAAUAUACUUGAUAUUUUCUAUCACUUAUGAGGUUACUAUCUUUAUUUAUAUUUCUUAAUAUUCAGUAUAUGUAUUCAUUAUAUUCAAUGUUUACUUACUUAUUCUCAUUCAAAAUAAUGGGCAAUAUGUUUGUAAAACCACUAACAUUUUCUUUUUUAUGUUUACUAAAAAACAUUACAAUUUCUUAAUACUAUACUAACCACAUUGUAUUGUUAUUGAUAUAGAAUUGGUAAGACAAAGAAUUUCGCAUCUAAAUGGGUGUUUAUUAAGCAUACACUGCUUCAUAUUUUACCUGUUGGGUCUAGUAACAAAGACUUCUGUUAUAUUACUAAUAACGAUUAUUGCAAUGUAGGUAAACAAAGAUUUCUUAUCUAAUAAAAAAGUAUGUUUUUUUAUUCCAUAAUGGUUUUUGCUAA
Physella acuta is the source of this 3225-nucleotide messenger RNA. RefSeq lists its product as uncharacterized. NCBI's taxonomy places the organism in Eukaryota, Metazoa, Mollusca, Gastropoda, Physidae. The record is from RefSeq and is a predicted model, not a curated record.